CCAAAUAAAAUAAAAAGAUUAGCUUUAAGAGGAGAGAGAAAGUAGAAAGGAACUCCAUAGUAGUAGUAGUACUACCAGUAAAUAAGGAAAGAGGGGAAUUUAAAGGGGAGGAGCAAAUUUUGCAGAGAGAAAGUGUCUCUUUUUUGUUGGGAAGAUGGCCAUGGCGGCGUUGCAGAACGCUACAAUUCUGUCAUAACAUAAAUUUUUCUUCUUACUCUCUUUCUCUUUCUCUUUCUUCUUUAUGUUUCCUGAUUUCCGCUGCUUCUCUUCAGACUGUGUUUCCUUUUCUUCUCUAAACGUACAAUUCUCUUCCAAUCCUCUUUGUAUUUUCCUUUUCUUAUUUUCCUUUUCCCCACAAACAAACAAAUAUAUCUAGACAAACAAUUUUAUAAUUUUUAAUUUGUUUAUUAUUUUUAGGGUUAAAUAAAAUAAAAUUAAUACAAAUAAAUAAAAUUAAUGUGAAAUGAAAUGAGACACUCCUACACUUAUCCUUUUCCAAUCUAAAAACCCUUGUAGUAUUAUUUCCAUUUCUUCUAACCUUUCAAUUUUCCUAUAAAUUACCCAUUAAAAGAAAAAAAAACCCCAAAAAUUUUAAUAGGGUAUGGAGUAUUUCUUGCUGAAAUUAAGAUUAGGGGAGAGGAAAUUAUGGCUGGAUUUUUCUCUUUAGAUAGUAAUACAAACACUGAUAAUUCUUACCUAUGGCAUCAUCAUCAUCAUCAUCAUCAACCACCUCUUAAUCUUUCAAUCUCAGCCGUUGAUUUUCAAGGUGGAAAUGAUAUCACAAGAUCUGAAGAUAAUAGCAAUAAUCUAAUGAUGAUGAUGAGGAUGAGUAGUAGUAGCAGUGGUGGGAGUAUUAGUUGCCAAGAUUGUGGGAACCAAGCUAAGAAAGACUGUGUUUAUAUGAGAUGUAGAACUUGUUGUAAAAGUAGAGGGUUUGAUUGUGCUACCCAUGUGAGAAGCACGUGGGUUCCGGCGUCUGUUCGCCGCGAACGCCAUCAGAAACUAGUUCAACAUUUACAACAUCAACAAGAACAAGAUCAAGAACAAAUGGGGAUUGGGGCAAGUUCAAAAAGGAGAAGGGAUCAUACAUCUUCUUUGGUUUGUACCCAAUUACCUGCCACUGAUACUAAUACUAAUACUACUACCUCAUUUUCAGGACCUAUGGAAGUAGGGAAUUUUCCGGCGGAAUUGAGUUAUCCAGCAACAUUCCGGUGUGUAAAGGUGAGCUCAAUCGACGAUAGUGAAGAUGAAUACGCAUAUCAGACGGCUGUGAACAUAGGAGGGCAUGUUUUCAAAGGGAUAUUAUAUGAUCAAGGCCCUGGUGAUCAUCAUGAUCAUCCUCAACCAGGAGAUGCUGGUGGAAGUGGUGGUGGAGAAAGCUCCUCUGUUGGUGGUAACCUUACAAUGGGUCCCACUAUUUCUACGAGUGGGACCCUUUUUGAGAUGCCAAUAUCAUCUUCUUCACCGGUUGUUGGGUAUUUAGACCCUUCGUCUUACUACCCUCUUCCAGUCAAUGCUUACCUUCCUCCCGGUACGCCGUUCUUCCCAUACCCAAGACCUUAAAAAAAGAAUUUUUUUUUUACAUGAAAAAUAUUGUUAAUAAUAAACUAACAUUUUGCUCCAUUCACCGAAAAUAAAUUCAUAUUGUUUAUUUUUAAAUAAAUUCAACUAUUAGUUAUAUUUGCUGAAAACAAACUCACCUAAAAUAAUAGUUGAAUUUAUUUUCUUCAAUAAUACCGAGUAGGUGGAUUUAUUAAAAAAUAAUCGAUAAUAGAGUUUAUUUUCAACAGAUUAAGCAAAGAUCGGUUUAUUUUUGACAAUUCAAACACAUAAAAAGUCAGCUAAGAUUACUCUUUCAAAAUUACAUUGCUGACAUUUAUAUUAAAAUUGUGAAAGAUAUCAUUAAUAUUAUUUUAGGAUGCAAAAGAAAUUGAAUUGGGAAGAAGGAAUUGUGUUAGUGAAUUGUUUAUAUAAUUAAUUUUUAUUGUUUAACGUUUUUGUAUCAUGUCCUCCAUUUAGAAUUUUGAUGAGGAUAGUAAAGCAAACUAAUAGAAGUAAUUAUUUGCUGGUUAA
This is a messenger RNA of Amaranthus tricolor (Joseph's coat), 2073 nucleotides long. RefSeq names its product protein SHI RELATED SEQUENCE 1-like. The coding region runs from base 646 to 1563 and encodes 305 amino acids. The transcript has 2 exons. Gene Ontology annotation, cellular component: nucleus. Gene Ontology annotation, biological process: positive regulation of DNA-templated transcription. Gene Ontology annotation, molecular function: DNA binding; DNA-binding transcription factor activity. NCBI's taxonomy places the organism in Eukaryota, Viridiplantae, Streptophyta, Magnoliopsida, Caryophyllales, Amaranthaceae. The record is from RefSeq and is a predicted model, not a curated record.